Messenger RNA from Lotus japonicus, 1436 nucleotides. RefSeq lists its product as uncharacterized. NCBI's taxonomy places the organism in Eukaryota, Viridiplantae, Streptophyta, Magnoliopsida, Fabales, Fabaceae. The transcript is spliced from 2 exons. The record is from RefSeq and is a predicted model, not a curated record. The coding region runs from base 325 to 1218 and encodes 297 amino acids.
CAUUUAUGACUUGGAAUGAGUAAUGUAUGUAUGGAUGAGAUGGAUGUUAAGCUAAGCAUGUAGUUGCAAUGGUGAUGAAAUGGAGCUUGUGGGAUCCACGUCCUUCGUCUCCUACUAGGAACCGUUUCUGAUCUCAAACAUGCACUUUCACUGCCACCAUAAAUACACACACAUUGACACAGUCGCAGGCCAAGUUCCCUUUUGCUAAGUUCUGCUUUUGUCUAAACUGGGCUCCAUCUGUUUGCUGAAAAGCCCCAACCAAAAGAAGCUUGCUAAUUGGAUUGAAUUGAAUUGAGUUGAAGCUGAUUUUUGCCAAAAAAAAAAAUGAAGGAUUUCCCUUCUUGUUUUGGGGAAAAUGGAGUUCAGGUUGCAGAUUCAAGCACCAGCAAAACUGCCCAGAAUCUGGUUACUUGUGUUUAUCAAUGCAGGGUACAUGGUAGGUCCUGCCUGAUUACUGUCACUUGGAGUAAGAAUUUGAUGGGGCAAGGUCUCAGCGUUGGGAUCGAUGACUCUUCGAAUCAGUGUCUUUGUAAGGUGGAUGUUAAACCAUGGAUGUUCUCCAAGAGGAGAGGCUGCAAGAGUCUAGAGGCUUUUUCCUGUAAAAUUGAUGUGUUUUGGGACCUUUCUUCUGCUAAAUUUGGUACUGGGCCUGAACCGCUGCAGGGGUUUUAUGUAGGAGUUGUUGUAGAUCGGCAAAUGGUUCUUCUUCUCGGGGAUUUGAGGAGAGAAGCUUUCAAGAAGAGCAAUGCCAUGCCGUUACACUCCAAUGCUGUUUUAGUUGGCAAGAAAGAACAUGUUUCUGGUAAGAAGUUGUAUGGUACCAAGGCUGUGUUUUGCGACAAUGGUCGAGUUCAUGACCUUGUGAUUGAAUGUGACACUGCAAGUGGUAAUGAUCCGUGCCUUGUGAUUCGCCUAGACAGUAAAACUGUGAUGCAAGUGAAGCGGUUGAGAUGGAAAUUCAGGGGGAAUCAUACUAUUCUUGUAGAUGGUCUUGCUGUGGAAGUUUUCUGGGAUGUCCAUAAUUGGCUCUUUAGUACAGCAUCUCUUGCAGAUGCUGUCUUUAUGUUCAAGACGUGCCUCUCCUCAGAUAGGCUGUGGGCUACCCAAUCCCUUUCUAAUGCAAAUCUGCUGCAGUCGUCUUUCUCUGAGAGAUUUUCUGAUACCAGAUUGCAGGGUCUUGGUUUCUCUCUUAUUUUGUAUGCUUGGAAGAACAUGUAGAGGUGAAGAAAUACAUCAUAUAUUGAAUACUAACAGACCUCUUAGUGAGUUUGGAUAUAUCAACCAUGUGAUUGAAGUACAGUUGAUUCAAAAUGAGUCAUUUUGUUUCUCUCUUUCCCCCUGUUAAAUUCAUAUCCUCAAUGUAGCAGAGCUAUUUGAAGUUUUGAACAGAUAGAGACUUUUUUUUUAAUACAAAUUUAUCCACCUUCAAGAGUUAA